AUGGAGCAUGUUAUUGGUGGGAAAUUUAAGCUUGGGAGAAAGAUCGGCGGUGGAUCUUUUGGCGAGAUUUACGUCGGUAUGUUGGUUUAUAUGUGUUCCUGUUCUGCCUUUUGAGGUUAUCAUGUGCUAUCCGUAAUUCUUGCGAGGUUUUUAAUUUUGAUUUUCCUUGGCUUGAUUUUUCAAGGUGUUAACAUACAAAGUGGGGAAGAAGUCGCUAUCAAGUUGGUAUGUCCUGUCAGCUUGUCUUCCCUCUUUCACUAGCAUGAACCUGGUUCGGAACUCUGGGUAUCUCAAUCGAACGGGUUGAAAAUGCGUCCGAAAAUUAUUCUUCCUUUUCAACAAUCUAAGAGGGACUUGGGGACCUUUGUUCGCCUAAAUAAUGUGACUUUGCAACCUGAACCUCCUCGUCCUCAUUCAUAAACUGGAAAGGGGAAAAAGGUUGUUGCCCCUCGCCAGUAUUGGUUUCUCAAGCUUAGUCGAACUUAUAUGAUGCACGGAUCUGGUAUGCGAGGAGGCAUCAGGAAACUGUUGUCAAUAUUCUAGGUUUCUGUUAGAGUUUAGAACCUGCUGUAUGUUCCAGAGAACACACCCUGUUCAAUAUCAUAUUGACGACCAUGCUUGUUUUUGUGUCUCCCAACUUGGUUCCCAGGAGGUGUGGUUUGGAAAGUUUAAUUCACUCUUUCUCCUCAUACCUCUGUUUAUCAACUCGUCCAUUUCUGUCUCUGUCUUAUUUCCUCCAAAGUAUUAAGAAGCUUUUGUGGUUUGCAUGAUUUAAGGUGUCAUCGGUGGUCGUUUCUUUCCACCAACUGGUUAAGGAAACUUUUAAUGAACGUUCAAACGUUAUCCAAGUAGCAUAGGUGGAUGAGUCAUAUAAAAAGCUUUCAAGGUAAUAAAAUUAUUCAUUGGAUGUGACUGACAUCAGAACGAUAGAAUAAUGAUUACUAUGAUGACAACCCGUGAUGCUUUUUCAAGAAGUGAAUUUAAAACUGAAGUUUUUUUAUGUUAUUUCGGAUCCUAUUUUGGCACAAUAAAAUUAUUCAUUGGAUGUUUUUUUGCAUGAUUUAAGUGACGUGAUUUUAAUGUAAAUGUAUCAGUUUUUUUAUCGUUCACCUCUUCGUAAGAACACCACACUCUCUGUCUCUUUAUCUCUCUCAUAAAUAUACAUAUAUAUACCCUUAAACAAGUGGUUCUAUCGGCCUUUUGGCCCAUUCGUUUCCUCUUGGCUCGCCCAUGUUUGAAACAUCCUGAUACCAACAAACAUACUGUGAUGUCUAAAAGGACAUGCUGAUUCCCUGCAUUAAAGGAUUGUCACCUCCCGACCUUUCCAUUGGUGGUUGGCAUUUACGUAGUAUGGAUCCUGGUUUUUUAUUUAAGGAGACCGGUUCACCUGUGAAUGUCGAAAUUGAUUGCCCUUUCAUCGUUUUCUUUUUACCUUUUUGGGUAGAUAUCCUCCAGAGGAAAUAAAUCAUGCAAACAGGCCCCUGAGUCUCCUGGGCGUUGGAACCAUAAAUGUUUGUAUAUGAGAUUUCACUAUACAAGAUUCAACUGAACAGCAUUUAUUAAACUGCCAAUUUAGAGAGUGCCCCCAUUUUCCAAAGUAUUCAAGCAAUUGCUUUGAAGGAAGAAUUUUUAAGGCGAAAGGGGACGUAAUUAUACUUUAGGAGCAAUAGUUGAUUCUUCCGUGGUAUUUGCUUGGCACCUAGAAAGUUCGAUGUUUUUUGUUUUUGCUUGCCAAUACAGUGUACAUAGAAAUUAUAUAACUUCAUCUUUAGAGCCAUUUCAAAUCCAUAAACAUCCAACCCAGCGCUUGUUUAUUUCAAGUGAAAUUUAUGACGUUUUGGGAAAUGUAAUAUGUGCUCAAUAAAGUAGGCUUUAUGGUCUUUUUUUAUGAAUUAUGCGUGAUAGAGAAUGACAAUUAUUUUUUUCUAUAUUUUAUUCACUUAACUCUAUACUCACUAAUUUGCUUUAAUACAUCUUCUUAUAGUCACAUGACGCUUGUUUUAUAAUUGGUAGGAGUCGCUAAAGUCAAAGCAUCCCCAGCUGCAUUAUGAAUCUAAAUUGUAUAAGCUUCUUCUGGGAGGAAGUGAGUAUUUUUAACGGUCAGACGUGCUAUUUUUCUAUUAUUGCCCACUUUUCUUCGGUUGUAAUAGAAUGCGCUGCAACGCUUUAUUUGUGCAAUACUGAUUUAUCUAUCUUGAAUGAAGCUGGAAUUCCCCGCAUGAGAUGGUUUGGUAUCGAGGGAGGAUAUAAAAUUAUGGUCAUUGAUCUUCUUGGACCAAGCUUGGAGGACUUGUUUAACUACUGUAAUAGAAAGCUCAAUUUGAAAACAGUGCUGAUGCUUGCAGAUCAACUGGUAAAUGAUACAUUUCUUGGAAAUGAUAACGCUAACACUAAUUUCACUAUAUCUCCACAAUUUUUUGCAUCAUUGAUAAUCUUUCUUGCUUUGUUUUACAGAUCAACCGAGUUGAAUUCAUGCAUUCAAGGGGCUUCCUUCAUCGAGAUAUAAAACCAGAUAACUUUCUUAUGGGUUUAGGGCGUAAAGCAAAUCAGGUACAUCUUUCCUUCUGGGACUUCUUCGCUUGGGGCUUCAUGGGUUCUGAUUUUAUUUAAUGCAAGCAGAAAGGAUGUAAAGUCCUAUGCCGACUUAAACUGUUGAAUACCAAUUUAAAUUAUAUGCUCAAUAAGAGUGGAUUUACCGCAAUGUCUCACUAUUUUCCAUUGUUGUGUAUCAGAGUUUUAGUUCAUUGUUUGUCAUCUAGUCUAUUUUCACAUUUAGUAUAUAAUUAAUUUCUCUUAGAUACUGUCCAUCUCAUGGGUAAAUGAAGAAAUAUUUUCAUAUUCUUGUAUCUACAGGAACAGGUUCAUAAUCAUAUCUCAUUCGCAUUUUAAAUGCAGGUUUACAUUAUUGAUUAUGGUCUUGCAAAGAGCUAUAGAGAACUUUCAACACGUGGACAUAUUCCCUACAGGUAAUUCAUUUAUUCUUUUAAAUAAAGAAGGAACUCCAUAUAACAUUUCUCGUGCAACAUCAUUUCUUGUCUAUGCUUGUUAUUUGAAUGGCCACAUCUCCUGCAUUCUAGUUCUGUUACUUCGUUGGAGCGUCAUCCUAAAUAAGACCUUGCCUUAUAACCUCUUUUCAGUAUAGCUCUCGUUCCCUUCCCUUCUAAAUCCCAGUUUACUUUAUAAUCGAGUACACUGGUUUAGACGGUAGCACAGUCUUACCUCCGCCUUUCUCAUGAUCAUGUUGCUAAAGACGACACGCUGUUAGGUUUUAUUGAGGUAUUGGAUCAGAUUACCUGCAAAUGGUUAAAAAUAAUAAAGGAAGUCGUCAUUUUGUCUGGGACUGUAAUUCCUCAUUUCUAAGUAUCAUAAUUUUUCACGAUUCUUGGUGCAGUGAACUGCUGAGUUCUCAUCACAUCUUAAUUUUCUAUACAUUUAUAUAACGAAAAUGCAUAUCUCUAUGUGCUAUGAAGCAUUGUCCUUAAUCUAAGAAAGGGGAAUGCUCAAGCUGUUUGGUAGAGAGGCGCAGUCACUAGUAUAUUAUUUUAUUGAGGUGCAGUUUCUAGAGUGGUCUUCAGUGUCAUCGUGCAGACUGUGAGAAGAUUGUGUAGAUGGUUUUGAGAGCUCGUUGUUCAAAUUAUGUUUUUGCAUUCUGUGAGAUGGGUAAUAGUUCUGUGGAUCUAGUGUGUGUUAUACUUGCUGUAGAAUGUGCUUUUUUUCUCAUCUGACUGAGGUAUCCAUCCCCAGUUGUCACCCCUAUGUUUAUGUGGGUUUGUGAAGUGCAUAUGUGAUGUGCUUUUGUUGAAUUCAUAGUGUGAAGCUUCUUCUUUUGAUUCUUAGCUCUGUUUGCAUUGUUUUUAUGUCGUUGUAAAUCCUUUGCUUAGCUCAACUUGCCGACCGUUUUUGCAGAGAAAAUAAGAACCUAACAGGAACAGCUCGAUAUGCUAGUGUCAAUACUCACCUCGGCAUUGGUGAGGGGAUCUUGGGUUCUUCACAUGUUGACAGCUGAUGAAUUUUUUUUUUUCUCAUUUUAUUUAGCUUUCACCUUAUAACAAGGCAUUUUCAUGUUGGUGCAGAACAAAGUAGGAGGGAUGAUCUUGAGUCUCUUGGUUAUGUUCUCAUGUAUUUCUUAAGAGGAAGGUUCGAAUUGAUGACAUUCUCUGCUCCGGAGCUUGAAUGUUCCUAAUCAGUUCCUCCUUUUAUUCUCUUGUCUGAUCACUUUUUCAUCAGUCUUCCCUGGCAGGGCCUCAGAGCUGGCACAAAGAAGCAGAAAUAUGAGAAAAUCAGUGAAAAGAAAAUGCUUACUCCAAUAGAGGUGCCUUGAGUUGCUUCUCUACUUGUUAGUUCAUUUUAAUUGCAUAAACUUUACGAAUGUUUGGGUAAUUUUGACAUUAGUUGAUAACUGUUGGUGACGGUUAAAGAUUACUGAUUUUUCAAAACUAUGAACAGGUUUUGUGCAAAAAUUACCCACCAGAAUUCAUAUCAUACUUCCAGUAUUGCAAAUCGUUGGAUUUUGAAGACAAACCUGAUUACUCGUACUUGAAGAGACUUUUCCGCGACCUCUUUAUUCGAGAAGGUAUGUGUAAGCGAGUAUUUCAGUCAUGUUUUGUCCAUCUGUUUGUCAACAAAAGCUUUUUUAACAUUCUCUCUCUCUGGACACUCCCCUGCGUGACGUUUGAUGUUGCUAGUUCUUUCCUCAGGCUAUCAAUUUGAUUAUGUAUUUGACUGGACUACCUUGAAUUAUACGCAAGGUGGUCCUAGCACUGCAAGGACUCGGGUACAUUUUUCUCGUUUGUUUUCUUGACUGUGCCAUCUUUCAUUCCUUGGGAUGUCGAAAUGCAUGUUUACCUCGAUCGAUCGCCCUCUGUCAGCAGCAAAAUGGACAACAGCCUGGAGGCAUUGGAUCAUCUGCUGAUGGACCAGAACGGACAUCAGGUUUAAUUCAGGAAAACGUUGAUUUAAAAACAUAUUGUUUAGAAAAUCCGUUUGAUUACGAUUCAGCAAAAUGUUGUCUUAUGGAACCACCAAUGCUCAUGCUUUCCAUUCUCUUCUGGGGCAAGAGAUUCCUAAUAGAUUCUCUGGUGCAGUCGAGGUGCUUGCUAGAAGGAAUGGUUCAGGUUCUGGACGUCUUGGUGAUCACUUCAAGCUCAAACUAUCAGACGAAGUGCCUACGCCGUCCAAAGAACCUGUCAGUCUUCGACUUUCUAACCUUUUCAUUUAGUUUCCUUACCUCGGUUGAUUUUUCCAUGUUGCACAAAAUCGAAGCCUUGGUUUAUGUGGCUAUAAAAGAAAUUUGAAGUUGGUAGGAGAAGUCUGUUCUACCUUGAAGUUGCUGCUAUGUCUGCCAAGUGGACGUUAGAAUCUUUGAGAGUUCCAUUGGGUUCUAGGAAGGGCUCUUUGAUUUUCUUGGUAAAUGUCUUUGGGUCAAACUGCAGCUUCUUCGGUAAAUGUUUUUGGGUUGUUGGAUUCAAGAGGCGACGGGCCUUCUAUUCCCUCUCCUCGAGUACCCUCUCUACUACUGCUGCUACUACUGCUACUACUGCUACUUGUACUGCUGCUACUAGUGCUCUCUAACGUGUUCCUUCUGGCCGCUGCUUUUCAGAUCGCUGAUUCUGACAAUCCCCUGGGCUCCUCGUCCCGGAAUGGCAGCAGCUCGAAGAGAGCCGUGGUCUCAAGCAGCAGCAGGCCCUCCUUCGAGCCCAUCGACCAGCAGUUGGCCCGCGCUAGCCGUGUGAUUUCGGACAUCAGCGCCCGCCCAGCCGCCGCCGCCGCCGCCGCCGCCGCAGCCCCGAGGAUUCCUCCCUCCGCCCCCGCCCACGAAUCCGCUCCCAAGCCCCUCCCUCACAACGCCACCGGCAGGAGCUCCCGCGACGACCCUCUCAAGGCCUUCGAGCUCCUCUCCCUCGCCGCUGAGAAGAGGAAGUGA
This is a messenger RNA of Spirodela intermedia, 5923 nucleotides long. The record is from the annotation of a GenBank genome assembly. NCBI's taxonomy places the organism in Eukaryota, Viridiplantae, Streptophyta, Magnoliopsida, Alismatales, Araceae.